Molecule: messenger RNA, 1830 nt
Organism: Pestalotiopsis fici W106-1
Lineage: Eukaryota; Fungi; Ascomycota; Sordariomycetes; Amphisphaeriales; Sporocadaceae
Exons: 3
Coding region: 1-1830 (609 amino acids)
Biological process (GO): positive regulation of transcription by RNA polymerase II; DNA-templated transcription
Molecular function (GO): DNA-binding transcription factor activity, RNA polymerase II-specific; sequence-specific DNA binding; zinc ion binding
Source: RefSeq, a predicted model, not a curated record
AUGCCUGCAAACCGCAAACAAAUGUCCCAACCUGCUAGCUCGGGCACCACGGUGCCUCAGAUAGCCUGCACCCGAUGCCGGCGCCGCAAGAAGAAGUGCGAUCAUGCUCUGCCGACCUGCGGCCAAUGUCUGCGAUCUGGAGUUGAAUGUGUGCGAUUCCUAGAGCGCAAGCCAAGAGACUCUGCUGUCGUUCCCUGGGAUUUUGUCAAGCACCUCGAGGCACGCAUCGCACGACUGGAGAAGCGUGUCUCCAACUGCACGUGCCACAGAUCAGAGCAGCACUCCCCUUCACAAGCUACUGCCUCAUCAAACCACACGUCACCACCUCGAACUUGGGUCGAGGUGCCAGACUUUGUGCAUCAUGCUGAUCAUUCAGAUGCAGAUGCAGAUUCACGCUCUAGAGUCAGCCUGAACAUCGUCCAGUCGCGCUCUGAUGUGUCCCCUUUGGACUCACACAUGCAUAUGACGACUCCACCAGCGAAUGAUGAGGGAAAUAACCAAAACAGUGGCCAGCAUCUUCCCGUUCGAGAGAGAGAUUUGCAUAAUUACCUCGAAUACGUCCACCCGAAUUGGUCCCUCCUAGAGGAAGACGACUUGUCCGAAUGGUUUGCGGCCCAUGUCAAACAGCGCAUCACUGAGAAGGACCACUACAAGUCAUUCUUCGUGCUCCUAGCCUGCGCCAUCGGAGCCUUGUAUUCGACGCCUUCAGAAGGGGCAUCUCCACAGCACGAACGAUCCCAGGCGCUGCGCAAAGAGGCGGUUUCUCGUCACCUGCAACAUGCCACAAGCAGGUCUCCCACCAUGCGUACGCAGGCAUAUCUGCUGAUAGUCAUUCAUGCGCUUCAUUGUCCCACUCCAUUUGAACUGCAUGACAUCACAAAUGAAGCAAUCUUGGAAGUGACCUCGGCACUGUGUAACCAUACUUCAGGGUUAGCGAUGUCCCCCGAGAUGGAUGAGUCGAGUGGUACCCAUAGAUUCGUGCUGUUGCCCUGUUUCUCAGCCUACCAAAUCAUUGCUUCGUUGUGGAGCAGGCCAUUUCCGAGCCUUGUGGCCAGUAUGGAUAGAAAGAUCGAAGAGCAAGGUUUCUGGCUCACUUAUGGUAUCGAGCAACUAGACGCCGCAACUGAGCAUGUGUUUUCGGUGAGAGUCAUUCAGUCCAAGAUUCAACGACUAUGGAGCCCAUCGCAAGGACAGGGCAGUCAGGAGUGUCAUCGCAUCGCGGGUGUCAGAGGUAUAGCGACUGAGCUGAUGCAGUGGAGAGCCAUGAUCCCUCUCGUUUCAAAUCAUGCUCACAAGUCAACUAAUUCACAUCCCUUGGCCAUGCUGAAAUUAUACGAUCUCUGCAUUUUUAAUCUUUACCAAAAUGAGAGCCAUGUUCCAGAUCGUGAAGAGACAUUGGCUCUACUUUUUGCUGCUAGCGAAAGUAUUCGGUGUUUCCGCCGCAUUCAACUUCAUCGUCCUCAGGUCUAUUAUACUUGGAGCGGGCUGUUUGAACAGUUCAGAGCUGGUAUUACACUAUUGUCAUGUUUCUGGGAAACUGAUCACCCCCGGCGGGCAGUGGUAUUCGCAGCUCCAGAGACGCACCAAGCUCUUGAGGACUGUGAGCUUACGCUGGAAUGCUUCACUCGUCGAUGGGAAUCCGCCUGGGUAUUUCUCAAGGUCUACAAACUGAUAUUGUCCACAACACCUUUAUGGCCACGGGAUGAGUCGGACUUUACAGUCCCAAAGGCCACAGCCGAAAGGUUGUCGCCGUUGGUCAGACAAUUGCAGCAAUCGAGAGUUUCAGAAGCUGUGAUAUCAAUGAUUAAUCGGGUCAUCGCUCGAGCAUAG